CUCGAUUUAAAAAUGUUCUGCUAUAAAGUUUUCAGAUCGCUAUUAUUUAAUUAAAGUGUCAUCACUUUGAUGAUUUCCAGAAAUAUUUGAUCGUUUAGUUUUGCAGACUUCAAAAUGAUGUAAAAAGAAGAAAAAUCCCUUUGGACGAAUGAUUUUUUAAAAAAAAUUCGAGUAAUGAGUUAGAAAGAUGCGAAUUUUCUUCUGUGAUAGAACGGAUCACUCGCAAAACAAUUGCAUCUUGAUAUUUCAAGCUUCACCAAUGAGUAAAAUCUGCUUUUCGUUGCUAGUUUUUAAAAUAUUUGUGUGUGUGUUUCAAGUCGCAGACAGUCUUCACACUAAUGAAUUUGCUGUUCGUAUAGAUGGAGGUGACGAUAUUGCAAGUGAUGUAGCAAAUAAGCUUGGAUUCAUUAACCGUGGCCAGGUUGGAAAUCUCAAGGGAUAUUAUCUUUUUGAGCAUCAUGAAGUUCAAAAGCGCUCAUUAUCGCCCAGUAUACCACACUUCAAACUGCUUCAAAAAGAGCCAUCUGUGAUAUGGGUUGAGCAACAAGAAGUGAAGAAACGAGUCAAGAGAAGCGUAGAAAGCAGUUUUCCUGAUUUUCAAGAUCCACUUUAUUCUGAUCAAUGGUUUCUUCACAAAGGUGGCUUUGGAGGAUAUGACAUGAAUGUUAUCCCUGCUUGGAGAGAAGGCUUUACAGGAAAAGGUGUAGUAAUAAGCAUUUUAGAUGAUGGAAUUCAAGGGAAUCAUCCUGAUUUAGCACAAAACUAUGACAAAGAUGCCAGUUGGGACAUAAAUGAUUCUGAUGAUGAUCCCACUCCAAAGGAUGAUGAUGACAAUAAGCAUGGUACAAGAUGUGCUGGAGAAGUUUCUGCUGUGGCUAAUAAUGAAUUUUGUGGGGUUGGCGUAGCUUAUAAUUCCAGUAUUGGAGGUGUUAGAAUGUUAGAUGGAGCCGUUACUGAUUAUAUUGAAGCUACUGCUUUAAGCUUGAAACCAAAUCAUAUCCAUAUUUAUAGUGCCUCAUGGGGUCCUGAAGAUAAUGGAAAAACUGUAGAUGGUCCAGGUCAAAUGGCAAGAGCUGCAUUUGAAGAUGGCAUAAAAAAGGGGCGUAAUGGCUUAGGAUCAAUUUAUGUUUGGGCUUCAGGAAAUGGUGGACGACACAGUGAUAAUUGCAAUUGUGAUGGUUACACUAAUUCAAUAUAUACUAUAUCAGUAAGCAGUGCUACACAGAGUGGAUUAAAGCCAUGGUAUUUAGAAGAAUGUUCCUCAACUUUAACUACUACAUAUAGUAGUGGGGCUUUAAGCCAUGAUCAAAACAUAGUUACAGUGGACGUUGACUUUUCUUAUUUUGAGGAGCUUCGGAAAGGCAUGAAACCUAACACUUCUAACCUGUGUACGAGAAGUCAUACUGGAACAUCAGCAUCUGCACCAAUUGCAGCAGGUAUCUGUGCACUUGCAUUGGAAGCAAACCCAAGGUUGACAUGGAGAGAUUUGCAACAUCUAAUUGUUUUAACUUCUCAGUAUGAACCAUUGCGUAAUGAAAAGGACUGGGUUACCAAUGGUGUUGAAAGGCAAGUUAGUACAAAAUUUGGCUAUGGAUUGAUGGAUGCUGCAGGAAUGGUUCAAUUAGCCAAAAAAUGGAAAACAGUGCCUAAACAAAAAAAAUGUGUUACUCCUUCUGAUUCUAAUGAAAGCGUAAUUCCUGCUGUUAACGGCGAAAAGCUGGAAACAAGUAUGAGCACUGAUGCAUGUAAGAAUAAAAGAAAUUAUGUGGUUUAUCUUGAGCAUGUUCAAGUUUACAUAACUCUCAGCUUUCAUCCCAGAGGAAAUCUGCAUAUAGUUUUAAUCUCUCCAUCUGGAACAAAAUCUUCUCUUUUGUUGCCGCGACCUCAUGAUAAACAGGACAGUACUUUUAAAGAUUGGCCUUUUAUGUCUGUUCAUUUUUGGGGAGAGAAUCCAAGGGGUACUUGGAAACUUCAUAUUAUCAAUGCUGGAAAUGUAGAAACUACUCUUCCAGGAAAGCUUACAAAUUGGACGCUUGUUUUCUAUGGAACUGAAAAGAAAAUUUUUAAUCCCAGCACUGUGAAAGAGCCAGUAGUUGGAUUAAUAUUGGAUUCAAGUUUAGAGCGAGCUCAUCCUACGCGUGGGUUGAAUAAGAUCACCUCUAGUCGAGAAGUUGGAUGUGCAAAGAGUGAGAAAUUCAAAAUAACUGUAAAUGAACAAAGUGAUUGCACGUCUGAAUGUCCUGUGGAUCAUUAUGGUUCUUUGAAAGAUAAUACCUGUCAUGCUUGUGAUAAAUCAUGUUUAUCAUGUUAUGGACCGUCAUACAACAAUUGCUUGACAUGUCCUGCUAAAUAUUUUUUGCAAAAAAAUAUAUGUGUCAAGUCUUGCCCAGAUAAUUUUUUUUCAGAUGUUAUCAAAAAACAAUGCUAUCCUUGUAUGUCUUCUUGUGCAUCAUGUGAAGAUUCAUAUGAAACAUGCAGCUCUUGUAAGCCUGGAUUAUUUAUGUAUAGCAAAAAUUGCCUUGCAGCAUGCCCAUCUGGAACAUAUCAACAACAAUUUCACUGUAAACCAUGCCAUGGAUCAUGUUCAUCAUGUUAUGGACCAGAUUCAUCUAGCUGUGCAACUUGUGCAAGUGGCUAUGUGCUGCAUAAUAGUACAUGCUUACCAGAGUGUCCAGUAGGAUUUUUUAGUGAUAGAAAUUUAAAAUGUACAAAGUGUCACAGAUCUUGCAAAACAUGCACAGAUGAUUCAUUCUGUACUACAUAUAACUUAAAUUGGGAAUUGAGCUCAUCUGGUCCUGUGUGGAAUUCAGUUUGUCCUCAGGGGUAUUUUGAUGAUGAUUCUGAAAGAUGUGAAGCUUGUUAUCUUGAUUGUGAGCAAUGUUCUGGACCAAGUAUUGAAGACUGUAUAUACUGUGAUAACAACUAUUUAUGGUUUAAUGGUCAGUGUGUCAUGUCAUGCCCUGAUGGAUUUUUUUCUAAAGGAGAUGAAUGCCAUUCUUGUAAUGAGAUGUGUGCAAGAUGUCAACAUGAAGAAAACAACUGCAUAACCUGCAAGAAUAACUUUUUCUUACACCAUGGCAGUUGUUUUCCAUCUUGCCCUUCAGGGUUUUUCAAUAAUGAGCAAGGUUGGUGCGAGAAGUGCCAUUCAUUCUGUCUUGACUGUGUUGGUGGCUCAGAUCAUAACUGUACUUCCUGUUUAUCUGGAUUUUUCCUCUUCAACGGUUCAUGCAUGGAUAAUUGCCCGGAAGGUUUUUUUCCUGUUACUCAUGGAGAUAAUAGUGAAUGCAUGCCUUGUCAUUUUACAUGCACAAGCUGUUAUGGCUUUGGCACUUCAGAUUGUAAAACUUGUUUUCAAAAUUCGACUCAUAAAGAUGGAAUUUGCAUUCCAUGUUUGGAUGGAGAAUUUUAUAAUGAUGUAACCAAAAAUUGUGAAAUUUGUCAUUCAGAAUGUGGUAGAUGUUUUGGUCCACUUGAAAAUGAGUGUAUGUCUUGCCCAGCCCCAUUUCGUCUCCAUGAAGCAAAGCAUAUUUGUUUACCUUGCUGUAUUAAUUCAGAGAGUUCAUCCAAAAAGUCUGAUUGUUGUAUGUGCAGUAACAAUUUAGAUGUAUGUGUUUUAUCUGAUCACCCGAGAAGCAUUGUUGUCAAUAUUCCUUCUGUAGACUAUGAAGUAGAAUUACCUCUUAAGCAUAUUGUUCCCUUUAUCAUAGCAGUAUGUGCUUCUGUUGUCUUAUUGUUUGUAAUGGUUUUUGGAAUUCUUCAAGCACGUUCAGUUGGAUUAUGUCACUUCAAGUUUAGGCGGCCACGAUAUGAACGUGUGCCAAAUCCAAUUACUGCAAAAUUUGAUGCUGAUAUGGAAAAGAUAUCACUUACCAGGGAAGAUCUGGAAGAUGAAGAUGAUAUAUAUGAAAAAGUUUAAUAUUAUUGAUGAAAAAGAUAAUGUUGUGCCUAAUGAUCAAGUGAUUUAUUUAUUUAAUUUAUGUGAUAAUAUUUAUUCAACUUGAACAAAUGUUGAAUCAGAGCUUCAACUGUGUUAUGUGCUGUGUUACUUCAAAAAGGUAGCUAAUGAAUUCUUGUUCAAAACAACGCUUGUUAUAUGGUAUGAUUUUAUUGUAAGAUACUGUUACUGGUUAAAAUAUUUGUAAAUAAUAUUUAAGUAGAUAUAGUUGUUCAUUAUGUGCAUUGUUUUGCACAUUUUAUUGAGAUUAAUUAUUUUUCCUCAUUUAAAAUAGGUAUGCAAAAAAAGGAAUGUCUUAAAUUUAUUUUAAUUGUUCCCUAAGUAAAUAAAUCACUUCCAUCAAGAAAACAUUGAAAUAAUAGUUUUAAUUUUAAAUUGAAUGAAGUGCCUCAAAAUGGAUUAUUUAAAAAAUAUGUUACUUAUUUUUUCCAGUAUUACAAUGCGCUAGUACAGGGUAGGAAUAAAAUGACUUGAGGUGUUAAGAGUCUUCUCUUUCUGUAUCCUGCUAAAUAAACAAAAAUUGCCAUCGUACAAAGCAUACAGUUUUAAUUUUAAGUAGAAAAAAAGUUGAAUGUAAAAAAAGUUGUAGGUAAGGGAGAGAUUGGUACUGUGGUUUAAAAAAAAAAGCCAAAAAAAAAACUGGCAUGAAAAACUUUUUUUCAUAUGAAAAGGGUUUAUAGAAGGCUUAUUUGAAUGCACAAUAAGUAGUUUUAUUAGCAGAGGAAAAAUGCUACUGUUACCCUUAGUGAACUCUCAUUGUUCAAAAAGUGCAUUAUAUUAACCUUUAUAGUAAAUGUUUGAACAAUUUGAAUCUGCAGAAACUCUAGGAGUGUAUCUAGGCUUGGAAUACAAACAAAACUACAAGUAACAAGUUAAUGAAGUUGCAACUGCUGUUGUGAAAAGGAAGUGAGUAAUAGCACUAUCAUCUUUAACAGGUAUCCCAUACUCAGCAGUGAGGGAAGUUUUGCAUAAAAUUUUGAAAUUUUUGCCUUAUAAAAUGUCUCCAAUUUAACUAUCAAUCCUUAAUGACAGCGAAUUUUCUUCCACCUCACCCUUUACAGUGCAUGAUGUAAGAGUUGAACCUUUAUUGCAAUAUUUCAGAAAUGCGCAUGAGCAUAAAACACGUUGUGGUAUUUUAUGCCAACCUUGUACGCAAAAGCUUGUAAAAUAUUCUUAUCACUGGAUUUCAAACUUUUUUCUCGUUGUACUUUGUAAGGUUUCCAUUUUGACCUACAUCCAAGACAAGUGACAUUUUGUAAAAGCACAGGUUUUAAUGUGUGAAUGCAUGAUUGAGCUUCAUAUCAAAAUUCGUUGUCUUCUUUUAUUACUAGGACAUCUUUUUUCUCCUUAUCUCAUUAUUAUUGAAGUGUUAAGUUUUAUUUGAAAAUGUGUUUAAUGUUUUCUUAUCAUCUCUGUUUUUUACAAUUUUAUCUGAGUAGUUAAGCAAGCAUGGUAAUAAAAUUUCCAUACAACAGUAAGUGUGUAUGUGAAUGGCAUUUCAUUUAGUAAUAAUUUUGCAUUGUUGAGUAAACCUAGUUGUUUUAACUGUAUUUGAUCCUUUUUUUUUAUAACUGCCGACAUGAGGGUCAAUCAAUGGCUAAAGGAGGAGGACUCACAGUGCUCCAUAAAUCACCAAAACUUAUGUGUAUGCACAUACUUGUGUGUAAGUACAGUCAACUCUAGGUAAUUUGAAACCUUUCAACUCCAAUAUUUAUGAUGAAGUUUUUGUUGGGUCCCAAACUCUUGAGAAGGCUGUGAGAACUUCCCAUGACUCGAACUAGCAAUAACUUGAAAGUUUUAGUGAGUCCCUUGGAAUUUUGAGUUAUCGAGAGUUGUCUUUAUGUGUCAUAAGUAACCAGGGCAAUAGUGGUACAGGUGAGUCAUCUUUAUGUGAUGUUUUUGACCAAUUACAUAGAGGAAAUUGCAUCCGAUUCCCCAAGCAGAAAUUCUUUAUCUGACCAAGUUAAAACCUGUAGCAAAAUUAAAUCUCAGAUAUGUAAGAAUAAGGCUGAUAAUCUACUUCUAGUUUGUUUCCACUAUCUACUUUAAUUAUUUACUUCGCAAAAUUCUUGUUAAUUUCAAAUUCUGCUUCACAUUAGUUAAAAAGUGUGACUAAGUAAAACUAAUAAGUGAAACUAAUAUCACUUGUUUAAAUUAAAUCAGUUAUGUUUAUCACCUCUCCCUGUCUCUUUGGGUUUCAGUCCAACCCAAUAUCAUUUUUCUCGGGGGCGUCAUAACACAUACAUAUUUUCUAUGUACUUUUAGACAAAUAUGUAGGUUUUUACCUUUAAAAUUUUAAUUUUAAUGUUUUAUUUCAACAAAUGUAAAAAUUUAAAGCAUGUGGAGAUCUUUUCAUCUUCAAACUAGAGAAUUUCUUUGAACGUUUUAAAACUAAAUAAAAGAACAAAAAAUGAGUUUGAAAAAAAAACAUAACGUGUACAUCCAAAUAGCCUUUAUGAAUGUUGAAGCAAACUGUGCUUCUAGUGAUGGAAAAAGAAAUGUUAGCCAAAAUAUCCUUAAAAUGUAAAACACUUUAUAAAAGCAGAACCAGUGAUCAAAAAGGGUAAAAAAAUAUGUCAAAAGAAAGAGAUAGAAAAAUUUUAAAGUGAAAAGUACCCACAAAAAAGAAAAAUUCUCACACAAAAACCUUCACUUCGAACAAACUACUCCUACUUCAAAAUCGCAAUAAAAACCCCAUAAAAAUGAGGACUUUUAAAAACAUUUUCAACUUCUGUAGAUUACUUAUUUAAUGUUUUUAUCUUAUGUUUCUACAUUCCUGUAAGAAAAUAAAAUACUCUUUAUUAUGUAAAUACUAUUUAUCCAAGCAUCAUGGAAAUACAUCAAUUUCUCAGGAAUGAUGUGCACAAUAAAAUGGCAUCUGUAAAUUUUUUUUAGGGAUCAUCUUAACACAA
Messenger RNA from Uloborus diversus, 6867 nucleotides. RefSeq names its product furin-1-like (gene Fur2). The record is from RefSeq and is a predicted model, not a curated record. The coding region runs from base 188 to 3916 and encodes 1242 amino acids. Lineage: Eukaryota; Metazoa; Arthropoda; Arachnida; Araneae; Uloboridae. Gene Ontology annotation, cellular component: Golgi membrane; trans-Golgi network. Gene Ontology annotation, molecular function: serine-type endopeptidase activity. Gene Ontology annotation, biological process: protein processing. The transcript has 24 exons.